AUAAUGUUAUGGCUACUAGCAUGCCCACCAAGAAAGAAGGUGGAAAAGUGGGUUCGAGAGAAAAUAUAGUACCAAAACGGAAGUUCUCCUCAAAAGAAGCAAUAAUGGAUAUGCCAAGAGAGUACUGUGAAACAUAUCUAGUCAAAAAGCCAAUGGGUGCGCGAAUUCAUAAAAGCGAUUGUAGAAUCACACAUAUUGACGUCAACUCUGCACUGGUUGGAAAGGCUUUUGUGGGCGACGUUAUUGUAGCUCUUGACAAAAAACCCAUAAAAAAUUGUGAAGAUGUGCAUAAGAAGCUCAAGGAAUCAAAAGACAAAGUGUUCGUGCAAAUAAGACAUGGAAUGUGGUCUUGGUGUCAGCACCGUUGCACAACCCUUGAGCGUAUACAAAUGGACAAGGACACGGAGAAAGUUACAGGCAGACCCAUAGAUAUAUACUUUGUGGCAAUUCAGCUCAGCAGCGCACCAGAGAUGGCCAAUGUUCAGCUUGGACUUCAUGUGAAGUACGAUGCCAGAGAACGAUUGCAGGUGCACAAUGUUGAAAACGGUAGUAUUGCUGCGGUACACCUUCGACCGGGAGACGUUAUACGUGAGGUCAAUGAAAAACCGGUAGCUAGUAAGACUAUGCUCAAAUACUACAUAAGUGAAGGAGCCGUCAAGGAAGGAAGCGUACACUUGCUCAUUGAAUGUCCCGCGGGAGAACCCUACCGUGACAUCUGUGAUAUGGCCCCUGAUGUUGCAGACAUAGCAUUUAAACAGAUGGAAAUAUUCAAAAAGAACAUGCAUGUUGUCCCAGCGAAAAGCAUAUAUGUAAGCGGGCAGUCAGAUAAACCAGUCAGCUAUGCUAAAACCGAAGUGGAAGAGGUGGAGAUCGCAGCAGAUUUUGAUCCGUCGAAGCUUCGACCAUGUAAAGGAGCAAAAUAG
Messenger RNA from Cylicocyclus nassatus, 923 nucleotides. The record is from the annotation of a GenBank genome assembly. NCBI's taxonomy places the organism in Eukaryota, Metazoa, Nematoda, Chromadorea, Rhabditida, Strongylidae.